This is a messenger RNA of Physeter macrocephalus (sperm whale), 844 nucleotides long. Its product is annotated as ephrin type-B receptor 2-like. Lineage: Eukaryota; Metazoa; Chordata; Mammalia; Artiodactyla; Physeteridae. Gene Ontology annotation, biological process: ephrin receptor signaling pathway; protein phosphorylation; axon guidance. The record is from RefSeq and is a predicted model, not a curated record. Gene Ontology annotation, molecular function: protein binding; ATP binding; transmembrane-ephrin receptor activity. Gene Ontology annotation, cellular component: dendrite; plasma membrane. The annotation marks the transcript as partial. The transcript has 3 exons.
AUGAUCUGCUUCGCGCUGGGCUACAAGCUAGUAGACCUUCCAUCUCCUUGCGUCCUCCUGUCCACCCUCGGUGGGUACUAUGGCCAUUCUCCAGAAACACUGAUGGACUCAACCACAGCGACGGCGGAGCUGGGCUGGAUUGUGCAUCCUUCAUCAGGGUGGGAAGAGGUGAGUGGCUACGAUGAGAACAUGAACACCAUCCGCACAUACCAGGUGUGCAAUGUGUUUGAAUCGAGCCAGAACAACUGGCUACGGACCAAGUUCAUCCGGCGCCGUGGCGCCCAUCGCAUCCACGUAGAGAUGAAGUUCUCGGUGCGUGACUGCAGCAGCAUCCCCAGCGUGCCUGGCUCCUGCAAAGAGACCUUCAAUCUCUAUUACUAUGAGGCCGAUUUCGACUCGGCCACCAAGACCUUCCCCAACUGGAUGGAGAACCCGUGGGUGAAGGUGGACACCAUUGCCGCCGACGAGAGCUUCUCCCAGGUGGACCUUGGCGGCCGGGUCAUGAAGAUCAACACCGAGGUGCGGAGUUUCGGGCCCGUGUCCCGCAGUGGCUUCUACCUGGCCUUCCAAGACUAUGGCGGCUGCAUGUCUCUCAUCGCCGUGCGCGUCUUCUACCGCAAGUGCCCCCGCAUCAUCCAGAACGGCGCCAUCUUCCAGGAGACUCUGUCAGGGGCUGAGAGCACAUCGCUGGUGGCUGCCCGGGGUAGCUGCAUCGCCAACGCGGAGGAGGUGGACGUGCCCAUCAAGCUCUACUGUAACGGGGACGGCGAGUGGCUGGUACCCAUCGGGCGCUGCAUGUGCAAAGCGGGCUUCGAGGCCGUGGAGAAUGGCACUGUUUGCCGAG